Messenger RNA from Theileria equi strain WA, 1121 nucleotides. RefSeq lists its product as hypothetical. NCBI's taxonomy places the organism in Eukaryota, Apicomplexa, Aconoidasida, Piroplasmida, Theileriidae. The record is from RefSeq and is a predicted model, not a curated record. The transcript has a single exon. The coding region runs from base 168 to 1121 and encodes 317 amino acids.
UUAUGUUUUAUGGUUAUAUUUGCGAUUUAAUCGAUGGGUACCUUGUGACCGGUGGUAUUACGGUUUUAAAUGUAGUAUUUGUAUAUAUAGGCCAUCAAAUCCAUCAUGCUUCGGCAGUUAGCUUGAUAUAGAGGUCACUUCGCACAACAAUACUCUAAUUAAUCACCAUGUAUCGACUAGGUCGUGGAGAUUCAUCAAGCGGUAGCAUCACACGUAGCAGUAGUCGCACGACAAGUGGAAAUACUACUCCAUCAAGAUCACCUUCCAGAUCAAUAUCAAACGAUAGUAAUACGGUAGAAUUAGAAGCUCAUGAACAACCAAGGAAAAGGCGAUUUUUGCAACGCUGGGAAGAUGAUGAUGUGUCUCAAGCCCAACCAGUAACUUCCUCGAACACCAAGCGAGACCCAUCCCCGGAGAAAUUACCAUAUGUAUAUCAGCAGUCUGAAAUGAUAAGGAUAUCCCAAGAUAUCAUUCGUAAAUGUGAUUCGGAAGACCAGUUGAUAUCCUUUUUCCAAAUUUUAGACAGGGGAGAAUAUUUUGAUCUGUCGUUACUCUCUGAUUUAAAGUUGAGAAAGAAACUGAGGCAUCUAGCAAAAGCUCUUUACUUGGAGAGAGAUGGUCAAAAAUUUAAAACACCACCCGAAUGUAAUAUUUCACUUGUCUCAACGUUUAAGGAAUUAUUACCAUACAUAAAGAUAAAAGCAAAUGCUCAAGGCCCAUACAAACGCGCUAGGGUUACUGAAAACCCACUAACAGAAAAGGUUGAUGCGAACUUUCAUCCAAAACUCUCCACAUCCGAGGCAUCAGAACUUUUAAGUCUGCGGGAGAUGCACGAACAGGGAUUUUUUGUAGAUUAUGAAAAUGUCCAAAAGGAAUUUAUGAAAAAACAUCAACAACUUGACGUUUGGGGUAAGACUGCGGAGCAGCAAAAGGUUAUAUUAGCAUCUAAAGACAAGGGUUCAAAUUCUGAUGAUGAACAACCUUGGCGUGUCUUUGACCGCGAAAGGGACCUUGAAUCUGGGAAUAAGAUAGGUCUUAAAGAAUACAAAAAGUUGUUGGUGUCUAACAAGGAUUUUCACAAGAAUUUUGAUUCAGUUUCCAAUUCGACUUCCUUCCUUUAG